This is a messenger RNA of Salvia splendens (bonfire salvia), 687 nucleotides long. RefSeq lists its product as uncharacterized. The transcript has a single exon. Gene Ontology annotation, molecular function: zinc ion binding. Lineage: Eukaryota; Viridiplantae; Streptophyta; Magnoliopsida; Lamiales; Lamiaceae. Bases 1 to 687 code for a protein of 228 amino acids. The record is from RefSeq and is a predicted model, not a curated record.
AUGGAUGCGUUGCGGAUUAUAUAUCCCCAAGCACAUCAAUACCUACUCGGUGUUGCUCCAAAAGAAAAAUGGGUGAAGGCAUAUUUCUCUUCACAUGUUUGUUGUGAUGUUAUCCUCAACAAUAUCUGUGAGACCUCUAAUUCGAAGAUAGCAAUUGCUCAAGAGUUGGCCAUUAUCACCAUGUUGAAGGAGAUUCGGACGAGUCAAAUGGAGAGAAUUCAGAUUAGAGGCCAGUGGAUCAAGACAUACGAUCACGUACUGUCGCCCGUUAUCAAAGAGAUUGUGGAUAAGUUGUACGUGAGGGCUUCUUCCUGGAGAUCAACAUGGAACGGAGAGGAUUUGUACCAAGUGUCGGGACCGUCAGCCCAGUAUGUAGUGAACAUGCAUGAAUUUACUUGCUCGUGCAGAUCAUGGCAGCUGACUGGGAUCUCGUGCACUCAUGCCAUCGCUACAAUCAACAAGAAUGAGAAGGAUGUAUCAGACUAUGUCUCCCGCUAUUAUUUACGGUCCACAAUGUUGAUUUUGUACGAGAAUGUCCUGUACCCAAUCAAUGGGAUGGAUAAUUGGUCCAAGACUUCUGACGUUGGAUUUGAACUGGCACCCCCGAGGACAAAGCGACAGCAUGGGCGGCCAAAGAAACUGAGGCGUGAAGAGCCCCAGGUUCGUCAUCAUAAGAAUGGAUCUUAG